ACGGUAACGGCUGGGAAGCCCUGGCGCCGUAAAGGAGCAGGGCGCAGGCGCGGGGCCGGGUGCAGGCGCGGUGAGGGUUAGAUGGCGCAUUACAAGGCCGCGGACUCCAAGCGGGAGCAGUUCCGCCGGUACCUGGAGAAGUCGGGGGUGCUGGACACACUCACCAAGGUGUUGGUAGCCUUAUAUGAAGAGCCCGAGAAACCAAAUAGUGCACUGGACUUUCUGAAGCAUCAUCUGGGAGCUUCAGCUCCUGAGAAUCCAGACUUAGAGGCACUUCGCUUUGAAGUGGCAGAGAUGAAAGAAAAAUAUGAAGCUCUGUUGGAAGAAAAUAAAGAACUGAAAACCAAGCUGGCUAAAUAUGAACCACCUCAAGACGAGAAGCAUGGUGAAUAACAGUAGUUUCUCCUUUAAUGCCUUUCCUUAAUAAAGGGCUUCCUGAGAA
Colius striatus (speckled mousebird) is the source of this 442-nucleotide messenger RNA. It is a transcript of the gene MYCBP, whose product is annotated as MYC binding protein. Lineage: Eukaryota; Metazoa; Chordata; Aves; Coliiformes; Coliidae. The transcript is spliced from 5 exons. Gene Ontology annotation, cellular component: nucleus. Gene Ontology annotation, molecular function: transcription coactivator activity. Gene Ontology annotation, biological process: regulation of DNA-templated transcription. The record is from RefSeq and is a predicted model, not a curated record. Bases 82 to 393 code for a protein of 103 amino acids.